Molecule: messenger RNA, 1809 nt
Organism: Parastagonospora nodorum SN15
Lineage: Eukaryota; Fungi; Ascomycota; Dothideomycetes; Pleosporales; Phaeosphaeriaceae
Exons: 1
Coding region: 1-1809 (602 amino acids)
Molecular function (GO): RNA-DNA hybrid ribonuclease activity; nucleic acid binding
Source: RefSeq, a predicted model, not a curated record
AUGUCGACCGGAUACAUAGACGAUGUAGCCAUCCUCACCUGGGGUGGAACAACCGAAGAGACCUGCAUCACACUAAGCAAAGCAAUGGAGAAAGCACAGCGCUGGGCCAGUACCCACGCCUCGAUCUUCGCCCCUGACAAGUUCCAGCUGACCCAUUUCACAAGGUCACUAACGCGGAUCGAUAGAACAAGACCAAUUCAGACAGAAUGGGGCGAGAUAAAACCAGAGACAACGUGCAAAUACCUAGGAUUAACGAUGGACACCAAGCUGCGCUGGAAAGAACACAUAGAAGCGGUCAGACAGAAAGCAAUGAAGACAGUAAACGCACUGAGCUGCCUUGGGGGUUCCGCCUGGGGUAUAGGUUUGCUGGACCUGCGAAGGAUAUACGAAGGCACAGCGCUCCCACAGAUGAUGUACGCCUGCUCUAUCUGGUAUAAUGCCAACACGAGAGGAGGAACGUAUACCCAAAAGACGUUGGACAUCCUACAGGGGAUCCAGGCCAGAGCGGCAAGGGUCAUAUGCGGAGCAUACCGAGCCACAUCGCACGCCGCGCUGAACGUUGAGGCCUACCUCCUACCCAUUGAACAGCAAAUCUGGAGGCACAAUGCGGACGCUAUCACUCGGCUCCUCUCGAGCCAGGCAAUGACAGACAUGUCAGGCAUCCAGAAAGACAGCCCACAGCCUACAAGCACAAGAAAACGCAUAGGGCACAUCGACUCGUGGCAGAAGAUCUACAACGACAUGAAGAACCGACGAAGCCAUGGCUUCGAUGAGCAGGAGCCCAUCCCGCCGUUUAUGACCACGCCAUGGCGAGAGGGCCCGGCUACACACAUAGAAGCCACUGCAGAGAAGGCACGGAACCGACACGAUAUAGAGAACGACUCAGGGCGAUGCCUCAGCAUCUACACAGACGGCAGCGGCAUAGAUGGUGAGACAGGAGCAGCGGCAGUGUGCCCACUGAUCCAAGAGACCCGCGCGGUACACAUGGGAGCAACCACGGUAUCGACAGUAUACGCAGCUGAGCUACAAGGAAUUAGCCUAGCACUGCAGAUAGCUGAGCAGUACGUAGAAAGAGGCGGCAAGCGCAGAGACAUCGCCGUCUAUACGGAUAACCAAGCCGCCAUCUGGUCCAUAACGAAGGCGGAAGGGAGAUCAGGAGCCUACAUUCUCGAGGAGAUUGCACGACAGGUCCAGCGGCUCCAGGACAAAGGACGACCGGUUACCGUCCGAUGGAUACCAGCCCAUGUCGGAAUCCCUGGAAACGAAGCGGCCGACAUUGCCGCCAAGGAAGCAACUGGAUGGAGAGCAGAUGGUCGCAGACAGCCACCAGCAGAAGCCCCUCCAAAACUAUUCCCACUGAAGUCCACACUCAGGAGAUGGUGCAAGACACAGGCAGAGAGAACAUGGGCAGACAGCUGGAGGGCUAAUACCAAAGGCAGAGCAACGCACAGACUCACACCACGACCUACCAAGAAAGUGCUACAACUCUAUCAAGGGCUCAGCAAACGCGAGAGUGCCUUAUUAGUACAGAUGCGAACAGAGAAGAUUGGACUCAACGACUUCCUCUUCAACCGAAGAGUACCGGAAGUCAUCAGCCCACGGUGCGCAUGUGGGGAAAGGAGACAGACGGCUGCGCACAUCCUCCUCCGCUGCGGGAUCUACAAGGACCUCCGCGACCAGGUAUUCGGCAACCUCUCUGGACGACACAACCUCCGGGCCGUCCUGAACAAGCCACAGCUAGCCACCAAAGCCAUCGAGUUUAUAGAGCAGACGCAGAUCCUUAGGCAAGUGGGGAUCAGAGACGCGUAA